Medioppia subpectinata is the source of this 1877-nucleotide messenger RNA. The record is from the annotation of a GenBank genome assembly. Lineage: Eukaryota; Metazoa; Arthropoda; Arachnida; Sarcoptiformes; Oppiidae.
AAAUGUCACCAAAACUGUCGAAACCGUUAUCACCGGGAGAUGUGAUAACCGAAGACAUGCCUAUCAUUCAUAUCAUACACAAUGAAUACAAAGACAAGUAUUGUGAUAAUUGUAUGAAAAGAUCGGAUCAGUUGAAGAAGUGCUCGAAAUGCCUUCACAUGUAUUACUGCAGUAAAGAGUGUCAGAAGAAUGACUGGAAGUAUCACAAGAAUGAGUGUCCACUCUAUGGCCGGGACUUGACGUCAAAACUAUCAACAGAUAAUUCGGUACGCAUUCGACUCCGACUCUACCUUUCAGUGCAAAAGAUCCCAAACUUUGCCACAAAAAAGUACCGAUUGUUUGACGGAUCGGAUGUCAGUCUCAAUGACAUCGCAGUCAAAGACAAUUGUCUUAAACAGAAGCAAAUUAGAGAAGAAUUGGAUGUCUUUUGCAAAUAUUUCAGAGCCGUAGGCAUUGAUUACGAGCGACAAGAAGUACUCCAUUGGUUGUCAUUCUUGUGGACCAUUCCUCUGCUUCCAAUCAAAUCUAGUGAUCAGGAAAUGCCGGACCCUAUCGGUAGCGGUCUAUACAUGCAAUACUCACUGCUCGGCCACAGCUGUCAACCCAACAGCGCUAUUAUCGUCAGUAAAGAACUAUCGAUACAAUUGCGGGCAAUGAGACCAAUAGCCGCCGGCGAAGACAUUACCAUAAGUCACAUACCGUUGGAUCUAAACCGUGCGGACAGACGGAAAGAACUGGCGUUUUGGUCUAUAGUGUGUGAGUGCGACAAAUGUGUCCACCAUUUGGAUCGUAACAUCGAUUACACACGUCUUCGGCCGUCAAAUCUGUUUCCACUCAAUGUCUUCACAUUUGGCACUCAAUUAAGCGAUUAUUUGCGGGAAGUGUUGAAUCAAUUGAAUAUUGUUUUCGGUGUAUAUCAUCCGCAGAAGACUAUUCUUCUGAUGGCAAUCGUUAAUAAAUUAUCCGAUUGUCCGCUAAUUCCCGAAUCGGUUUUGAAUGAAAUGAAAGCCGAUUUAAUGAAAGCAAUUGAUGUGACACUUCUUGCCGACAAUCCCUUAAGGAUUCUCGGCAUUCAUAGGUUAACUACAGUCAGUCUCAGAGACAUCAAAGUGAGAGACAAAGAGGUGAAUGUCGACGGUUUGGUUGACUACAUUGAGUUUGUUAGCCAAGGGUUAAGACGAUUACAUUUACGUAACGACCGGCAAGAGGUUCGCCAUUGGUUUACAUUUAUGUAUACCAUUCCUCUAAUUGCCAUCAAAUCUAGUAAUGUCUCACAAAUUGGUGUUUCACACGUCGGCGACGGCGGUAUCGGUCGCGGGCUAUACAUGCAGUACUCACUCCUCGGCCACAGCUGUCAACCCAAUAGCGCUUUUGUAUUUAACGAUCAAACAAAGUCAAUGGAAUUGCGAGCAAUGCGUCCAAUCGGUGCCGGAGAAGAGAUUACCAUUAGUUAUAUACAGAUCUAUAAAACUCGCGCCCGAAGACAGCGAGAGCUCCAAUGGUUGACAAUAGUGUGUGAGUGCGACAAAUGUGUCCACCAUUUGGACCGUCGGGUCGAUUAUCAGGCGUCAAAAGUAAUCCGCUUUUGGCCAUCGCGUGAGUUCUCAUCGGCUGCGCAAGUAAUGCAUUGUCUGCGGGAAGUGAUGGACGAAUUGGAUGUGAUUUUUGGUGAUUUUCAUCCGCAGAAGACAUGUCUUAUUCUAAGAGUAGUUAAGAAACUAUUCCAUUGUCCCGAAAGAGUGGUUCCCGAAACGCUUUUCGAUGAAAUGAAAGCCAAUUUAAUGAAAGCAAUUGAUGUGACAUUUCUGGCCGACUGUCCAUUGAGUGGUCGGUCGCCGAAGACGUUAACCAUCGAUCAAUUGUCAGCAAUUGAGAAA